This is a messenger RNA of Colossoma macropomum (tambaqui), 1350 nucleotides long. RefSeq names its product carcinoembryonic antigen-related cell adhesion molecule 5-like. The record is from RefSeq and is a predicted model, not a curated record. The transcript has 4 exons. Lineage: Eukaryota; Metazoa; Chordata; Actinopteri; Characiformes; Serrasalmidae. The coding region runs from base 29 to 1009 and encodes 326 amino acids.
UGUGGACGAGAGACACGCAGAGCUCAGAAUGGACCUUUUCAGCCUGAGAGCUCCUCUAAUGAUUCUCACAGCAAUUAGUUGCUGCUCCUGCUCUCCUCUACUGCCCUUGAAAAUAAGCGGUGUGGAGGGAAAAUAUGCCACAUUCCCCUUAACAGUUCCAGCCUCAUUCCAACCCAACGCGGUAAAGUUUUCUUUUGUGAGCAGUGCUGGUGAAUCAAUUGCCGUGUACGAUCGCGUUGCUGAAAAGGUAACAGUCCCCCCCGCGUACAACGGUCGAGUUGUCUACAACCAGACCACCUAUGAGUUCCAGCUCGGACCGCUAAAUCCUGCGGACGCUGGGCAAUAUUCAGUUGUCCUAGUGGACGCAGGCUUUAAUUUAAAUCAGGGGCAAACUACACUGGAGGUGCUGGAGCCUGUGGCAGAUGUGACAAUCUUCUCCAGCCUCCCUGAAGCUGUGGAAUUCAAUAGCACUGUGAUCCUGACCUGUUCUGCCAAAGGCUCUUUCGUCUCUUACAAGUGGCAGAAUGGUUCAGCCCCUGUGGUUGUGGACGGAAAGCACUUGGUGCUGAACGGUAGCCAGCUAACCGUUACCGAAGUGUUGCGCACAGACUUGCAUGGUCCAAUUUACUGCGUCGCUGAGAAUCAACUGGAGUCGGUGAUGAGCGCUCCCUUUACCCUGAGCGUUAGCUAUGGUCCUGAGAGCAUUGCUUUGAACAAAGUGCCUGAUGAUGUAGUCCUGAAGGAAGGCUCCAAUCUUACGCUGUUAUGCUCGGCCAUCUCCAGCCCUGCAGCUGAGCUUAAGUGGCUUUUUGAUGGUGAUGAGCUUCCCCAGAAAGGCAGUAGGCUAGUCCUCACAAACCUUGGAAAGAAUCAGAGUGGUAAAUACAGUUGUGUUGCUUAUAACAGCAAGACCAAGCGCUUUGCUGUUUCGCAGGUUGCCACAGUAUCUGUUGUAGGUAGUGUAAACCUGUACUGUGCCCAAAAUGUUUACGUUGUCGAUAAAGUGUAAUAAUUAAAGGCCAGGGAGCAUUAUUCGAAUGGUCAUGUGUGAUAAGAUUAUGGAUAUUUUUGUGCUUUUGACAUGCUACAGCAAACAAAAAAACCAGAGGUGGCAGAGAUACGCAAGUCCCCUACCUAAGUAAAAGUACUAGUAAUCUAGUACAUAAAUACUCAAGUAAAAGUUGAAGAAUGACCUAGAUUUUUUACUCAAGUAGAAGUACAUGCUCAUAAAUAUACUUAAAGUUAAUGCAAGAACUGCAGGAAUCAUCCACAAGAAUGCACUUGUGUAGAGCACCCAAACACUUUCACAUGUUUGAUUUUCUUUACAAGAAUUUAAGAUGGACAUUGAUG